AUAGUAGUGGCGGCUUAGUGUCCGAGGAGGUCUGCUCCCUGGCGUGUGGAAACUUGCAAAAGUGAGUCCAUUCACUGGUUUAGAGGGAUAUUUUGUUGGCAGAUCUGGAGCAGGGAGGGACAAGAAACCGUGGUCAUCAAAACACCAAAUCACUCCCAAAUACUCCGUAUAUGUCAUAGCUGCCAGGUCUAGGCUCCGACGUCUGAAUCAGGCCUUGAAUCGUAUGAGCUGUCAUUGGGGGAUAUUAUGCUAUGGAUUUCUUAAAAUCUGCCGUUGUCUCUGCAAUUUCGAAAAGCAGUUCAUUACCCUAUUCAUUCGGGGAUCGAGUUGACAAUGGAGAGUCCAUCUGGUCCCUGCACAACGGCACCAAACGAGAAGAUGGCUCGUCGUGUAGCAUAUUCACCUUCGAGAUCUCACAGGAUCGAUCGCGCCUCCCGCUUGCAAAGAACGCGCUCCGGAAACUAAGAACGUUACGCCACCCCGGAGUUCUCAGAGUGCUGGACACUGUUGAGACAGAUACCCAUAUCUACAUCGUGACCGAGAGAGUUGUUCCAUUGUCAUGGCUAGUGAAGAGGCGAAGUCUUUCAGAAGAGACAGCAAAAUGGGGUCUCCAUUCCGUUGCUUCAACUCUCAAGUUCAUUAACGAAGACGCCGCCUCCGUACACGGUGCUGUCCGAGUUUCUUCCAUAUAUACUAGCGAGAGCGGCGAAUGGAAAUUAGGUGGAUUUGACAUUUUAGGCUCUAUGAAAGAAGAUGAUGCCGUGAUAUAUACAUAUGGCAGCCUCCUGCCAGACUCGCACCGCUAUGCGCCUCCUGAAGUUGUAAAGGGCGGAUGGGAAACUAUCAAACGAAACCCCCUCCACGCCGUGGAUUCUUACAACUUUGGGAGUCUUAUUUUCGAGACAUUUAAUGGAAAUUUUCAAAAUAAUCAAGCUGGCCAGACGUCGAAUAUUCCUCCAAGCAUGCACCAAAGUUAUAAAAAGCUAGUGAACCCAAACCCGAAAUUAAGAUUGAGUCUGGCGCAUUUCAUUGAACAAGGCCAGCGAGCCGGCGGGUUCUUCGACUCGCCUUUGAUUCGAUUAACGCAAGACAUUGAUAGCUUGGGCCUGAAAGAUGACGCAGAGAGAGAAGAAUUCAUCAAUGAACUCGAUGAACUAUCCGAUGACUUCCCGGAAGAGUUCUUCAAGAUGAAAAUCCUUCCUGAACUGUUGAAGUCAGUGGAAUUUGGGGGUGGCGGCCCGAAAGUUCUGACAACGGUGUUGAAAAUCGGCACGAAACUCACAGACGACGAAUAUAACCAGAAGCUCACUCCGGCCAUAGUACGAUUGUUCGCAAACCCAGAUAGAGCGAUUCGAGUGUGUCUGCUUGAUAACCUCCCAUUAAUGAUUGACCGAUUAUCACAGAAAAAAGUCAACGACAAGAUAUUCCCUCACAUGGUGACUGGCUUUACUGACAUGGCACCGGUCGUACGGGAGCAAACAGUCAAAGCAGUUCUCACAGUAAUAGGUAAACUGUCGGAUCGAACCAUCAAUGGUGACCUGCUGCGCUACCUUGCUAAGACCGCAAACGACGAGCAGCCAGGUAUUCGCACAAAUACCACAAUAUGCCUAGGGAAAAUAGCAAGAAAUUUAGGGCAAAGCUCAAGAACAAAAGUACUCGUUGCUGCAUUCACCCGAUCGCUCAGAGACCCAUUCGUCCAUGCUAGAAAUGCAGCCCUAUUAGCACUUGCCGCCACCAUAGAUCUCUUUAGUGAAGAGGAUUGCGCUACCAAAAUUAUCCCGGCGAUCAGCCCAGCGUUGAUAGACAAGGAGAAACUCGUUCGCGAUCAGGCAAACAAGACCUUUGACACUUACCUACAACAAAUCCGUCAGUAUGCAUCUACGAUGGCCGAUACUGCCCUGCCGCCUCAAGCAAGCCCAGAUGUGUCCGCUGCAGGAACAGCAAAAUCCGCGAUGUCUAAUGGAGUAUCUUGGGCAGGAUGGGCCAUAUCAUCUUUUACAAACAAACCACCCAGUGCAAAAGGUGAAAUCCAGCCAGCCGGAUCACAGGGGGGCGCGAGUCAAGCAAGUAACGCUACCCGGGCAUCUUCGAUGCCCCGCACGACCGUGAAAUCGCCGUCGCGCGGACUAGAAACGACAUCAACGUCAUCGAGUGACGGACAUCGCAUAGCUCGAACACAAUCUGAGCGUCCACCAGAAACAACGACUAUUGAAGAUGAUGGAUUCGAAGCAUGGGGAAGCAUGGCAGAAGAACGAGACAAAGAUCACGAACAGGAAGAAGCAGACGCGCUCUUCGAGGCCCGCGAGUCUCCAAGCCCAGCUCCAUCAGCAACACCGGCUGUACCAUUUGAUGACGGAGGAGAGCCUGAUUUUGCAGGCUGGCUAGCGGCACAGUCGAAAGCCAAGACGAAGAAAGUGCUGCCAAAGGGACUGAGUAAAUCUAGCACCACGACCAGCACAACAGCAAAGACCUCAACAACACGAUCAUCCACGACAUCAUCGAAGCCAAUAGUUUCUGGUGCUAGUACGGCAGCGAAACCAAAGAGAAUAGUUCAACCACCAAAGAAAGUGGUUGAGACAAAGCCAAAAGUCGAACCCACCGCUGAGGAGGAGAACUGGGGAGAAGCCUGGGAUUAAUGUCGAGCUCUCCUUGUUGGUAUUGGAUAAGCUGAAUUGGCGAAUGCGGUAUCUUUCAAAUUCUACCAACAUCCGGUUUUAGCAAAAUAUAUUCUAUGGCGGUUACUAUUGUAUGGCCUUUGCUUCUUUAGUGAGCUUUCCUUCUUGUCGGAAUUUGCAUAAUGAAUGCCUAAUGAAAUAGUUACCGGAGGGAUUGGAGGACUAUGCACCUAGCUUUGUUGGAAAUAAAUCAUGGUUAAUUCUAUCUU
Coccidioides posadasii C735 delta SOWgp is the source of this 2884-nucleotide messenger RNA. RefSeq lists its product as uncharacterized. Gene Ontology annotation, molecular function: protein kinase activity; ATP binding. The record is from RefSeq and is a predicted model, not a curated record. Gene Ontology annotation, cellular component: cytoplasm. NCBI's taxonomy places the organism in Eukaryota, Fungi, Ascomycota, Eurotiomycetes, Onygenales, Onygenaceae. Gene Ontology annotation, biological process: tRNA export from nucleus; protein phosphorylation.